AAGGGAGCUGCUGGGCUGAUGAGGUCCUCAGCUAUGUCAGCUGAUACUCUCAGUGUAACCAGAGGAGACAUCAGACGCAACAGCAGCACACUCUCAUGUUUCUAUCUUUAACACACCAAUCCACACUCACACACACACACAUACACACGCACACAGACUGGCAGAAAGGGCAUGCAUGCAUAAAUACACAUGCAAACGCACUGGACUCGUAUGCAUGUAGACCUACUGUACAGACACAGAGACACACACACACACACUCUUUCUAGCAGAAGCCAGUGGACAUCAUAAAUACAUCAAGUGCCCAUUUGCCCUAAGGAGGCAGAUUGGCUAGUCAGACCACCCUUUCCUAAGAAGACUACAUUUCCUCUGCAGUCUCAGGAUGCAUUCAUGUACAAUGAACUGAACCAAAAGCAGGAGUCUUCCAUUUUCCACACAAGGAGGAAUAUCACAUUUUUUCGAGGGGAGAGAAUUCUUGGAAAACAUCUGUACAUAAGUUUUAUUUAUUUAUUUUAAUGAAAAAGUUUGAUGCUACAAUUUUGUCAACUGACAUGAAUGGGAUACGGUUUUAAGCUCUACUGGUUUUUUUUGUCUCGCCGAAGAAGGCAGGUAUCGGGUGGACGGAGCUGACAGGCUGAUGUAAGAUCUGGAAAGCGAGUAUCAAAGCGGGAAUGUCCAACAUGAAAAACCACACAGAGGCCUGGGAACCACAGCAGAGCAAACCUGCACUCAGGCUGUGGAACACUGCCCUCCUCUGCCUGCUCGGUACAAUGGCCUGUUUGGUGGAAACGGCGUGGGCCUGCCCCGCCCCAUGCGAGUGCAACAGCACCGUAGUGGACUGUAGCGACCGCGAGCUGCUUUCCCUCCCUUCCAACCUUCCCCCCAACACCAAGACCCUCCUCCUGCUCAACAACAAACUGAGCUCCCUGUCUCCCAGGGCCUUCUCUAACCUCACCUCCCUGGAGAGGCUGGACCUGUCCAACAACUUCCUGGACAACCUGCCUGCUUCUCUGUUCAGAGACCAGGGCAACCUGUCAGAGCUGGUCCUACAUAACAACAGCAUCACCGGGUUGGGCAAGGGCCUGCUCCAGAGCUGCCCUGGCCUGCAGCGGCUUGACCUGUCCAUGAACGGCCUCUCCCAGGUGCCCCUGGGGCUCCUCGAUGACCUGCCAGGGGUGGAGUGGCUCUCCCUGGCUGACAACAGGCUGCAGGCCCUGGAGAGGGCCACCUUCGAACCCCUAUCAAGCCUCCAGCACCUCCACCUCAGCGGAAACCCCUGGGAGUGCGAUUGCAACCUGAGGGACUUCAAGCACUGGAUCGAAUGGUUCCUCUACAGAGGCGGGAGAAUCGACGGUGUGGAAUGCACGCUACCCAAAGACCUGCGUGGCCGGGACAUUCGCAACGUGCCCAUGGAGAUGUUCAACUACUGUGUGCAGCUGGAGGACGGCUCGCUGGUGCCCGGGGGGGAAGGCAGGGGGCCACCGUGUAGUCGAGGGGGGGAAAAUCCACCGCAGCCCCCCCCGCAGCCCCCCAUUAGACCCCCUACAGAGGUGGUGGAGCCGGUGGCUACAGGGUGCGUGAGACAGCGGUACCGUCCGGUGAGUGUGCGGCGAGCCAUCGGCACGGUGAUCAUUGCGGGAGUGGUGUGUGGCAUCGUCUGCAUUAUGAUGGUGGUGGCGGCUGCGUACGGCUGCAUCUAUGCCACCCUGAUGGCCAAAUACCAGCGUGAGCUGAAGAAGAGGCAGCCACUGAUGGGGGACGGAGAUGGAGAGGGCGAGCAGGACGAGAAGCAGAUCUCUUCGGUGGCUUAGAGGGAUUGAGCCUUUCAGCUCCCCUGUGCUUCGUUUCUCUGGUUCAUGUUCUUCUCUCUUUUUUUUUUUUUUUGAUUCCUGAGUUUUGUGCUCUGUGCCAGUUCAGGAAUGAAGAAAGGUAACCCGCUGUCCCAAUCUCUUUACAUCUCUCAAAUCUCCUGGAUUCUGUGUGUGGAUUUGUGGGAGGGUGGAACAGGAGAGAAAGAAGGAAAAGACCAAAGCUGUUCCAAAGGAACCCGAGUACAGGAUUGUCAAAGUCUGGAGACUGUUUAAAAACACAAAGUGUAACCUCUCUCUCUGUGUACGUGAGUCAAUCUAAUUUCUGACUAUUAGAAAUACUGCAAAAAAAUGUCCGGGACAGAGACUGAAUGCCCUUCAGUUUCAGUUGUUUCCAAGUUACUCUUAUCCAUCUUCUGUUAAAAUUGCUAGAGGCUUGUUUUUAUGCAGGUCAACUGUACCCCCGUCUCUGUUUUGAAUGGACACCCUAUUCCUUAACAAAUGGGAUUUAAAGCAGGGCACACUAAGUGGCAUAAAGGUGUGAACAUUGGCGGCUGACACAGUCGCUGAUGAAGUACACAAUCCAAUUCCUCUUUCUGUCUUGCACACAUGGAUUUUAGAGUAUAUUUGUCUUACAAUACAAAGUAAAGAGAAUAUCAUGAACUGAAACAAUUUAAGAGAUUUAAAACAUAGCUGGACUGCGCUAGUUACAAAGCAAACCUCUGGGUGACCUUCCAUGCAUCAAAGUUAUCAAUACAGAGAGGGAGCCUGCGAUGGGACACAGACAGAGAUGCUCCCUGUCUGUGCUGUAAGAAAACACUGACAUAACAAAACUGCGGUUCUGCACCUCCCUAAUAUCCAAUAUACAAUAAAUAUACCCUUAUAAAAGCUGACCAUGGUAUUUUUGCACAGUAUUUUUGCAGUUUUCCCAUGCUUUUCCCCUGGUUAUACUUUGCAUUUACCAUAGUCUACCAUGGUUUGUCAUGUUUAAUAUGUGUUUGAUACUGCUCUGGGCUUUACAGUGCUUACCAUAGUUUUAUUAUGCUUUAUCACACUUUGCUACGCUUUUACUAUGGGAAACUUUUAUAAGGGUAACUACUUAUGUAGUUCUAGUAACUGUAGAUGAAUAAAGAAUGAGCUAUUCUUUUCCCUCGAUCAUUCCUGUUCCUUAAUGGUUUCCAGUGCAGGUUCAGGCACUGGAAAUGCAGCUUUUCUCUCUUUAUUUCUGUGUCAAUAUUUUAUAAUACUCACCUCCUUGUGCAAUCUGCUUUACCGGUGUGGGUUUGAAGCAACAUAUUUUCAUUGAAAGGACUGCCACGUCCUGCUGAUGAGUGGAAGUCACAAAGCUAUUCUCUGAGCUGUCUCUUUUCAGGCACAGGUGCAAAUCCUCAGCAAAAACAGGAAGGGGCCGUGUGGGGGCUGAAUAUGGGUGAAUUUCUUUACUCACCAGAGACUCCUAUGCUGGGCCCUAACCUACAGGGCUAAGAUAAUAUGGUGAUUGGUUGCCUGUUGUUUAGUCCUCUGUAAAUCAUUUGCUAUGCUUUGGCUGCAUUCAAACUGGGCAUUCUUAAAAAUGAAACAGUACAGAAAAAAGUGACUGUCAGUAGUGCAACUGUAACUGGUGAUUGGAUUAAUCCACAGGAGCAACAUUAAAGUGCUAAUUUAUUUACUGAAUAUUCUGCAUGUUAACUCGGAGAGCUGGCCCCCAGCCCACAGCCACCCGUGGCCCCUAAUUCCUGGACAACAGUUGCAGUUUAACUGAAUCCAGGCUCGACAGCUGCUUUCACAGUUAAAUAUCCUGGUUACGUCCCCAGUGCAUAAGAGUGAGAGGUAUUAAUGGAUCCUGAGAUCAUCCAAGCAUCAUCCUCUCUGUUGCUAUGAUGGAACCUCCCUUUGGGAAUAUGAGUCUUAAAACCAGGAGAGUGCUGCCUUUUUAUUUAUAUAUAUAUAUAUAUAUAUAUAUAGAUAGGGUGAUUAGAAAGU
Messenger RNA from Acipenser ruthenus (sterlet), 3788 nucleotides. RefSeq names its product leucine-rich repeat and transmembrane domain-containing protein 2-like. Gene Ontology annotation, cellular component: extracellular matrix. The transcript is spliced from 4 exons. Bases 669 to 1808 code for a protein of 379 amino acids. Gene Ontology annotation, molecular function: protein binding. Lineage: Eukaryota; Metazoa; Chordata; Actinopteri; Acipenseriformes; Acipenseridae. The record is from RefSeq and is a predicted model, not a curated record.